Messenger RNA from Ostrea edulis (European flat oyster), 621 nucleotides. RefSeq names its product kinesin-related protein 4-like. The record is from RefSeq and is a predicted model, not a curated record. Lineage: Eukaryota; Metazoa; Mollusca; Bivalvia; Ostreida; Ostreidae. The transcript is spliced from 3 exons. The coding region runs from base 1 to 621 and encodes 206 amino acids.
AUGGACUUCAACUUGACGAUAUACCUGGGAAGUGAUGACAUCAAUAUCAAUGAUGAUGAUGAAGAUGAUGAUGAUGAUGAUGAUGAAGACGACAAUGAUGAAGCAUUGAGAGGAUUGCCAUUCAAUACAUGCCUUCAACCCAUCAAUGAUUUACAUCUAAGUAAAAAUCAAGACAUUUUCAGUAUAGCUCCAGGUGAAGGUCAAAUUCCUGUUGAUAUGCACAAAACGAAGGAUAUAAAAAAAUCUGUGGAAAUUUUAGAAACAAUCGAGCUUCAAAUAUUGGGAGGUCUUCAUAAAAUUAAAAGUGGAAACAGUACAGAGGGAGAAAAAGAUAUUGAAAAAGUUUCUAGAAAAAGUAAAGCGUCUUGUAAAUCGAUCAAAAUUAAACUCAAUAUGAUAGAAAAAGAAAUGAAAAAUUUAAAAGACGAAAACAAAAAACUUCACAAAGAAAAUAAGAAAUUAGCUGCAUACAAAACAGAAACUACAAAACUAAAGAAAGAAAAAUCAGACAUUCAAGAGGAACUCAACAAAUCACAAUCUGUUUUGUCAAGUUACCUCACAAAUAGUCUUGAUGACAAAGGAAUGAAUGAAGAGGGAAAAAAAUUCCGAUACAGAUUCUAA